AGCACACAGGAAGAACAAGGAGAAAGAAACCACGACUUUGCAUAAAACACUUCAUUUUACGAAUGUCCUCACAAAAUACCCAAGUAUGCUAAACAUUACCACUGGUAAUCCAUCUUCAUCGACAGGAAUGAAUCAUAAUUUCAGCGAUAAUUUAACUAUGUAUACAUCUCAGAGUAAUUCUAUAGACUAUAAACACAUACCUUUAGUGUCAGAGUUCAGUGAGAAUUUCACGCAUCCAUUAUCAACAUGUACAAAGGACGGUGUACAUCAUCCAUGCGAGACAGUGACAAAUUUAGCCUAUCCAUUAAAUGUUUCAUUGCCUUAUCCUCAUGCGUAUUAUUCACAACACCAGUCUCAUUUGAUUUUAUCUAAUCAAGAACAAUCACAGCAACAGUCAAUGAAUUCUACUGUAGCCUCGAUGUCGUCUAAUUCUAACUGGAUCAAUUGUAUCAAACCAUUAUCAACAGGGAAUAAUGAUAAUAAUAAUAGUAGUAAUAAUAAUAAUGCAUCUUCAACACCAGAGAUUAUUUAUUCUAAUUUAUUAAUACCAGGAAUUGAAUCAACAAAAUUACAUUUGGAUUAUACUAAAGCAUCUUUAACAGAUAAUCAUAUGAAUGAAGCAUUUUUGUAUUGUAAUACAUCAAUGAUUAAGUCGAGCUUAAAUGAUCAUUCACUUAGUAGGCGUAUGUGUAGUGAACAGUCGACUAACUGGUGUCAAAGAAUAAACGAAUCAAGGAGUGCUAUGCCGAAUAGAAACAAUCCCGAAAAUGGUGACUGUAAUAAUCGAGACGGUAAUCAUGGUGUACAACAGGAAGACGAGGAAGAUGAUGAUGAUGACGGUGACGGUGACGGCGAUGACGAUGGUGAUGAAGAUCAAAGUGAAAUUGAUGAAGACGGUGAUCCUUCACAAACAUCAAAUGCGAAAGUAGUCAAUAAAUCAUUCUUAGAUAAGGCAAGACAUCGUUCCCUGUAUGAAUCUGAAUAUACAAAUGGUAAUGAGAAUUCCAUAUGUUCAGAAAGUCAGAUGAAAUUAAAUCCUUUGAUCACAAUAAGCCACGAAUCCAUGACAGGAGUUAAACCGGACUCAUCUACAUCAUCAUCACCAUCGCUGUUAACAUCAUCUCAAUGGCCGAAUAAAUAUGAAUGCAAAUCCAUAAAUUAUCAUCGUUUAAUGGGUAGAAAUUCUCAAUCUUCACCAGUCUGUAUGAAUCAGACAAUCAAUAAUAAUAAUAAUACUGACAAUGUUAAUGACAAUAAAAUUAACGAUAAUAUUAAUGAAAUCACUAAGGAUGGUAUAAGUGAAAAUUCCAGUGUCAACAAGUCACAUCUAUGCAACAAUUCCACUGAGUUAGACGUUAUGGUUCAAAAUCAAAUUCUUGAUCUGCCAUACUCAGAAAAUCUGGUAAGUGAACUUUAG
Trichobilharzia regenti is the source of this 1417-nucleotide messenger RNA. The record is from the annotation of a GenBank genome assembly. Lineage: Eukaryota; Metazoa; Platyhelminthes; Trematoda; Strigeidida; Schistosomatidae.